Molecule: messenger RNA, 3749 nt
Organism: Neofelis nebulosa (Clouded leopard)
Lineage: Eukaryota; Metazoa; Chordata; Mammalia; Carnivora; Felidae
Gene: ACHE
Product: acetylcholinesterase (Cartwright blood group)
Exons: 5
Coding region: 994-3147 (717 amino acids)
Biological process (GO): choline metabolic process; acetylcholine catabolic process
Cellular component (GO): plasma membrane
Molecular function (GO): acetylcholinesterase activity
Source: RefSeq, a predicted model, not a curated record
CUCGGCCGGGACCCUCCCCCGGCCCGCGGCCCAUUCCGCGUCGGGGGAAAAUGUGCGCUCUCGGAGGGAUCCAGGCCCCCAAACGGGACGCCCCCCGCGCCCCCGGGCCUGCCCAGCGACGCCCCCCGCCGCCCCACACUCAUCCUUAACUCUUGCCUCUCCGCCGAAUACUUACGGUCGCCCGCGCGGGAGCCUGCACCCCGCGGGGCCGGCCGCCGCCUCUGCUCUGGAAUUCCUGUGGGGACCCCCGAGCGUCCCUUCCCCCGCCCGCCCAAGUCUGAGACCACUGGCCGACGCCCCCUGCUUGGGGCGGAACCCGAGCUGCGCAGGUUCCUGGCGCCGGGCUGGCUGCCCCCCCUCCAGAUCCCGCAACCGCAGCGCCCCUGCGCAGCGCCCAGCCGAAGCCCCCUUCCAGGCCCAGGCGUCCCCCUCCCACGGGGACUCCGUCUCUAUUUUGGGGAAAGGGGAGGCUCAGCGGAAGCCCCGAGUUAUAAUUAGCCUCACUCGGGUUUCCUAGUUAAUCUCCAGCACCACCACCACCACCCCCCAACCGCAGGGCGGCGGGUGUUGGCUGGGUGAGAGGUGACCGCCGGGAGAGGGGGGGAGUUCCGACCCGGGGAAUUUUGAUCCCUUGGCUGGAGAUGCCGGAACCGCAGCAGCUGCUGCCCCAAAAUAGCCCCCUCGCCCCUGCAGCCGGGGAUCUCCGGAGCUCCGAGAAGUCAGGCGUCCGGGUUCGCCCUUCAGACCCCUCCGCAAGGCCCGCGAGCCUCCAGACCCCCGCCCCAAGUUCCCGGCUCCCGGACUCGGGGCGGGGAGCGCCGUCCUUUUCUCGGUCUCUACCGCCCCCCACUGGCGGCAGCGUGCCCCUCAGCAUCGGAUGGAUGGGGGACUCCAGUCCUGGGGGGGACGGGGCUGACGAGCCUGUUCCCUGAGGCUGGGCGAGGCGAGUGCGCAGCUGACCGGCACCCACGGGUACCCCGUGCCGGACAGCGGAUGAGGAAGGGCAGGGUGGGGCAGGGGGUGUGGAGUAAGCGGGAUCUGGGGUGCCCCGGGACCUGCAGCUCCCACACCCUUGAAUGCCCAACCCACCCCCCAGGGUCCCCGACCCUGGCCAACGCCAGAGAGCCUGCGCCUUCACGCCACCGCAAGCUUCCCCAUCAGCGCCUCCCGUCAGUGAGGGCCCCGCCCCUGUCGGGUGGCCUGUGUGUGGACUGCGGUCUCUGGUGUGGGUGCCCACACUGCUCACGCCGGGCCCAACGCAGUCCACCCGGUUGGGGGAAGGAGAGCCUGCCUGCCCUGGCAGCCAUGAGGCCCCCCUGGUGUCCCCUGUACAUGCCCUCCCUGGCUGCCCCAAUCCUUCUCCUCCUCCUCUUCCUCCUGGGAGGAGGGGCAGAGGCUGAGGACCCAGAGCUGCUGGUGACGGUCCGUGGGGGCCAGCUGCGGGGUGUCCGCCUAAUGGCCCCUGGAGGCCCUGUCUCUGCUUUUCUGGGCAUCCCCUUCGCAGAGCCACCUGUGGGCCCCCGUCGCUUUCUGCCACCGGAGCCCAAGCGGCCCUGGCCAGGGGUGCUGGACGCCACAGCCUUCCAAAGUGUCUGCUACCAAUAUGUGGACACCUUGUACCCUGGCUUCGAGGGCACCGAGAUGUGGAACCCCAACCGCGAGCUGAGUGAGGACUGUCUCUACCUCAACGUAUGGACACCAUACCCCCGGCCUGCGUCCCCCACCCCUGUCCUCGUCUGGAUCUACGGGGGUGGCUUCUACAGUGGGGCCUCCUCCCUGGACGUGUAUGAUGGCCGCUUCCUGGCCCAGGCUGAGGGGACCGUGCUGGUGUCCAUGAACUACCGGGUAGGAGCCUUUGGCUUCUUGGCCCUACCAGGGAGCCGGGAGGCCCCAGGCAACGUGGGUCUACUGGACCAGAGGCUGGCACUGCAGUGGGUACAGGACAACGUGGCAACCUUCGGAGGAGACCCAAUGUCAGUGACUCUGUUUGGGGAAAGCGCCGGUGCCGCCUCAGUGGGCAUGCACCUGCUGUCGCCUCCCAGCCGGGGCCUGUUCCACAGGGCUGUGCUGCAGAGUGGUGCACCCAAUGGCCCCUGGGCCACAGUGGGUGUGGGAGAGGCCCGCCGCAGGGCCACACUGCUGGCACGCCUCGUAGGCUGUCCCCCCGGCGGUGCCGGUGGCAAUGACACAGAGCUGGUCGCCUGCUUGAGGACACGGCCAGCUCAGGAUCUGGUGGACCACGAGUGGCACGUGCUGCCUCAGGAAAGUGUCUUCCGCUUCUCCUUCGUGCCCGUGGUGGAUGGAGACUUCCUCAGUGACACACCCGAGGCCCUCAUCAAUGCUGGAGACUUCCACGGCCUGCAGGUGCUGGUGGGUGUGGUGAAGGAUGAGGGCUCCUAUUUUCUGGUUUACGGGGCCCCAGGCUUCAGCAAAGACAACGAAUCUCUCAUCAGCCGGGCCCAGUUCCUGGCCGGGGUGAGGGUCGGGGUCCCCCAGGCGAGUGACCUAGCUGCCGAGGCUGUGGUCCUGCAUUACACAGACUGGCUGAACCCUGAGGACCCCGCACGCCUGAGAGAGGCCAUGAGUGAUGUGGUGGGCGAUCACAAUGUCGUGUGCCCCGUGGCCCAGCUGGCUGGGCGACUGGCUGCCCAAGGUGCUCGGGUCUAUGCCUACAUCUUUGAACACCGUGCGUCUACGCUCUCCUGGCCCCUCUGGAUGGGGGUGCCCCAUGGCUACGAGAUCGAGUUCAUCUUUGGGCUCCCUCUGGAACCCUCGCUAAACUAUACCGCCGAGGAGAGAACCUUUGCUCAGCGACUGAUGAGAUACUGGGCCAACUUCGCCCGCACAGGGGACCCCAAUGACCCCCGAGACCCCAAAGUCCCGCAGUGGCCACCAUACACGGCGGGCGCGCAGCAGUAUGUGAGCCUGGACCUGCGGCCGCUGGAGGUUCGGCGAGGGCUGCGCGCCCAGGCCUGCGCUUUCUGGAACCGCUUCCUACCCAAAUUGCUCAGCGCAACCGCCUCGAAGGCUCCCAGCACCUGCUCAGGCCCCGCCCACGGGGAGGCUGCCCCGAGGCCCAGGCCCGGCCUUUCCCUGCCCCUCCUUCUCCUCCUCUUCCUCCUCCUCUCCCGACUCCUGCGGCUGUGACCGAGGCCACUUACCCCUCCGGCCUCAGGGGGCCCCUCCUCUAAUGAGUGGUCGGACAGUGGGGAAGGGCCCCACUCAGGGAUCUCCGACCCAGCGCACCCUCCUUCCUCAAACAGAGAGACUCAAACUGGCCAGUGCUGCGAGGGGGGUGGUGACUUACGACCCGUCUCAGGGACCCACACGACUUUGUUGUUUAAAUGGAAUUAUUUGGAGCCUGAGCUGGGGGGGGGGGGGGGGGGGCGGAGAGUGAGGGCCAGGAGCUAGAUAGCACCCCCCUGAGGGGCUAUAACCGUCAACCAUUUCUGUCUCUUCUCUUUUCCCCACCAACCCACGGAUCCUCCCUCUUCUGAUCCUUGCUGCCCCCCUAUCUUCCGGUCAUUUUCUCCUCCCUCCGCCUUCCUUCCCGCCAUCCUUCUCUGGCUCCGCCUCCACCCUCAUCCUUCCUCUGGUCUUCGUCUUUCGCGUAUUCUUCUGGUCCUCUUUCCACCGUCCUACGUGCCAUCCUGCGUUCUCCUUGUAUCCUCCUGAACUCACGCCCCCCACCUUGUACGUUCCCCGACCUUCCCCUUGUCCUCCUCCAACCCAUUUGCCGGGCGCCCUGG